Pyricularia grisea is the source of this 1755-nucleotide messenger RNA. RefSeq lists its product as uncharacterized. The record is from RefSeq and is a predicted model, not a curated record. The transcript has a single exon. NCBI's taxonomy places the organism in Eukaryota, Fungi, Ascomycota, Sordariomycetes, Magnaporthales, Pyriculariaceae. The coding region runs from base 1 to 1755 and encodes 584 amino acids.
AUGGAGGACAGAACAGCAGCAGCAAUAGAACCCAUAGAAGAUAAGACCUUCGGGUCUGGGUUUAAACUCCUCGGGGUCGACCGAUCGUACAAUCACGUCAAUGCACCCGAGGCGAUACCAAACGUCCCAAGCGACAGGUGGAGUGCAGCCCCGACGGGCUUGGAGUUAUACCAGGCCGAGGUACCAGAGAGUGAAAAAAUAGCAGGAGUUUAUCGUCCGAGAUCAACGCUGGAUGAUGCCUCGUCGUACCCAGAGGUAGUCAGCGGACCCUCGCCUGUCCCAACUCAAUACACAUCAUCCUUUUCGACGGAGACAUACAAAAAGGCGGAGGCAAACCCAGAACCAGAAAGACAGUCGCUGUGGAAAUUGCCGUGGUGGCGACGAAGGAGAUGCAUGAUUAUUGCCGCUGCUGUGGGAGCUUUCAUCGUCAUCGCCACAGCUGUGGGCGUCGGCGUCGGCGUUCAUGUCUCUCGAAACCAACAUUAUUCGGACCCCCAAUCUGCAAACCCAAACAAAAACAACGGAGACGAAGGGGCGGUCAAACCCGAUAUCCCAACAGGCAAGAGCAUCUGCGCCAACGCACCAUGCCUCGAAGCCCUCGCCGCCGUGGUCGACGCGCCCGACGACCACCCCGAACAGGGCACAGUGCACCUUUUCGCUCGACGCCCGGCAGACGGCAUGCUGAUGCAAACCUCGUCCACCUCACCCGGCGUCUACCACAGCAAAAACUGGACUGACCGCGGCGGUCCCAUCGCCGGCCCCGGCCCCUCGGCCAUCAUCUGGCAGGCGCCCAAGUAUCCCAACGAAGUGCAGGGCGGAGGUGCAGUCGUGACUGUCCUGGGUAUCUCUGCAUCUGCCGCUUCGUCCGGUGACAUUUAUCUCCGGCACAUCGGGCGAGGCGGCGCCGGUACGAUGGGCAUACCUGUUUCAUUCAAGUCCCGGAUUGAGAUGCUCGGGGCGCCGGCGACGUGCGCCAUCCAGCAAGAGCAGCGGUUCGACUUUUGGCUACAGGCGCGCAACGAGUCCGACGCCGACGGGGCCGCGACCCUGUACCACCAGCUCUCGGCCAACGGGGCCUGGUUCUACGACGGCAGGUGGGAAACGGACGUGAUGCUGCAGGCAUCUUCCAGCAGGCCGGCGACCAUCGCGUCGCGGCCUGGCGUGCUGUGCCGCAACGGUCGCUGGAGGGCCUGGGAACAGCACUUGAUCGUAUACGACGGCGAGGGCGCCGCGUGGCACCGUCAGUGGAGUCAAGAGCCCGCUCCCUCGCAGUGGGGUCCUUGGAAGAACCUGGGGGGCAAAUACGCCAAGGGCACGUACCCGGUGCUCGUCGAGACCAGUGCCGGGACGUUCGGAUUCUUUGGACUCGGCAGCGACGAGCAGAUGUAUUCGAUGACGUGGACGUCAGCGCAGGGCUUUGGCGCUAGGAGUAGCCUCGGUGGGGGAGCCUUUGCCAGCGUGCCUGCUGCCGCGGUGAGUGUAGGGUUUGAAAGGGUGGACCUGGUUGCGGUUAGCAAGGAGGAUGGAAGGUUGAAGCAUAGGGCCAUUGGUAUCAGUGCUUCCAUGGAUGCUCAGUGGGAGGACCUUGGGAUUGCAUCAAACAGCGCCCCGACGCUGGCAAAUGUGGGAUCGGCAAAUAUAGAUAUUUUCACGACUGCCGUUGACGGGUCAAUAUGGUAUGCACCUGUGCGCGUGUCGGAUAUAGAGAGGAGCAGCUGGGGAAAUUUGACCUGGGCGCCUAUCCAGGGGCUGUAA